Molecule: messenger RNA, 857 nt
Organism: Felis catus (domestic cat)
Lineage: Eukaryota; Metazoa; Chordata; Mammalia; Carnivora; Felidae
Gene: WASHC3
Product: WASH complex subunit 3
Exons: 7
Coding region: 107-691 (194 amino acids)
Biological process (GO): actin filament polymerization; exocytosis
Cellular component (GO): WASH complex
Source: RefSeq, a predicted model, not a curated record
GGAGGCGGGGACUAGGGGGAGGUGUUUGGACAUUAUUACCGGGUUGGGCGGGCCCGGUCUGGGAGGGGUUUGUGGGUGAGCCCUGGGUCCCCCGCCCGCUGAGGAGAUGGAUGAGGACGGGCUUCCUCUCAUGGGGUCAGGCAUAGACCUGACGAAGGUGCCAGCUAUUCAACAGAAAAGAACGGUGGCAUUUCUAAACCAAUUUGUGGUGCACACUGUACAGUUCCUCAACCGCUUUUCUACAGUUUGUGAGGAGAAACUGGCAGACCUUUCUCUUCGUAUCCAGCAAAUUGAAACAACUCUAAAUAUUUUAGAUGCAAAGUUGUCAUCUAUCCCAGGCCUAGAUGAUGUUGCAUUUGAAGUUUCUACUGUAAGCGCCACUGGUAUCACAAAUGAAUCACAUUCUGAAACCACUGCAGAGAAAUCACAGCAGAACAGUUUACAAGACUCUGGACCACAGGAAAGUGAAGUAACACCAGAAAAUAUCUUAACUGUAGCCAAGGACCCAAGAUAUGCCAGAUAUCUCAAAAUGGUUCAAGUGGGUGUUCCAGUGAUGGCAAUAAGAAACAAAAUGAUAUCGGAAGGACUAGACCCAGAUCUUCUUGAGAGGCCAGAUGCUCCAGUGCCUGAUGGUGAAGGUGAAAAAAAUACAGAAGAAAGUUCAGAUAGUGAAUCUUCUUUUAGUGACUAAGCUUAAUUUUGAUAACAGUUACACAUACAUGUGUGGGUAUGCAUUUACAUUCUAUAAGAAAGAGAGCCUGAACUUGAACUCUGAGUCAUAAAAACAUCAAAUGGUCAUACAUCUACCACCAAACUCCCUCUAUGUUAAAAAAAAAUAAUAAAGCAUUUAUAAUCUG